Racocetra fulgida is the source of this 1138-nucleotide messenger RNA. NCBI's taxonomy places the organism in Eukaryota, Fungi, Glomeromycota, Glomeromycetes, Diversisporales, Gigasporaceae. The record is from the annotation of a GenBank genome assembly.
AUGAGUACUGCCAUAGCUUUACAACAGCAAUUGGAAGAUCCUACCUCGGGCCAUGUAAAUACUCUCACUAAAGAACAGGCCUCUUUAUUACGUGAAUUUUGGGCUGUUACGUUUAUCAUGCAGGAGGUUACUCCCAUAGAUACCUCUGAUAUAAACCAAAUUACUGCUAAGGACUUGCCAAAUAUUAAGGCUAAUGGUCGUCUUGGCAGAAAGAAUAAGGGUCAAAAUGUUAAUGUUAUUGAAACUUUUACUAAAUAUAGUAAGAUGGCGCGCAAAAUGAGGGAGGAUAAAGGAGCGAGUAAUGCUUCUCGUACAACUAGUAAUGGUUCAAGCAGUGCAAGUGAUAAAUAUAACGAAUCAUCAGAGUUUUUAUCUGCUCUUGUGUUAUACACGCCUGAAGAGUUACAUCGUGCUGCAUGGAAAAUAAUUGCAGCGGAUGAUCCAGAUGUAAUACUUCUUCGCUUCCUUCGGGCAAGGAAAUGGGACGUUGAAAAAGCUAUGGUAAUGUACAUGGCUACAUUAAAAUGGAUGCUACAGGCUAAAGUCCGAGACAUCGUCGAAGGUGGUGAACAAGGAUUGGAAAAAUAUUUUACAGGUAAAGAUCUUGAAGGAUUGAAAUAUCAAUUUACAAGUGGCAAAAGUUUUAAUCGAGGAACUGAUAAAGACGGGAGGCCUGUAUGUUAUGUGAAUGUUCGAUAUCAUAAGAAAGACGAUCAGACUUUUGAAGUUCUUCAGAAAUACACUAUUUACAUCAUGGAAACAACUCGUUUGAUGAUGGAAGCUCCAGUGGAAACUGGCGAAAAAGAGAUCUUACAAUUAGUCCCACCUAAACAUUUAAUUACCGAUUUGGGUGGUGAGGAUAAGUGGGAAUAUAAAUAUUUACCUCCAAGUGAAAACGAGAAUUAUAGGAUGAAGGAUGAAGUGACAAAAAAGCAGAAGCUAGAAAAGAGACAUUCUUUGGAGGAUGAAUUUGAAAAACUUACUAAACGAUGGCUAGAAGAACCAGACAAUGAACAGAUAAAAAAUGAAAGAAAUCAAGUGAAAAUUCAACUGCGACAAGCUCAACUGGAGUUAGAUCCACAUAUUAGAGCCAGAACUUAUUAUGAUCGUAUUGGAGUGCUUCGUGAAGAUGGAACAU